This is a messenger RNA of Mytilinidion resinicola, 357 nucleotides long. RefSeq names its product ankyrin. The transcript is spliced from 2 exons. The annotation marks the transcript as partial. NCBI's taxonomy places the organism in Eukaryota, Fungi, Ascomycota, Dothideomycetes, Mytilinidiales, Mytilinidiaceae. The record is from RefSeq and is a predicted model, not a curated record. Gene Ontology annotation, molecular function: protein binding.
AUGAUAAUAGCAUCCGCGACUGGCAACGUUGAAAUACUACAGAUUCUACUCGACCUCGGCUGUCUUCCUGGAGACUUUGAUGAGAGAAGACAGCCCAGUCCACUUUCCCAUGCAGCGAGAUGGGGGCACCUGGAGGCUGUAACGAUACUACUUGACCGAGGCGCGUCAGUAGCGAAGAAUGGAAAAUAUAAAAAUCUCUAUCCACUGGUACAAGCGGCCAAGCAUGGACAUGUCCACGUCAUGAAGUUCCUUCUGACACGAGGCUUCGACCUGUUCGAAGACCCAUCGUGUGGUUACACCCCUCUCCAAGCGGCGGCUUACGCAGGCCACCAUUCCAUACUCGAUAUGCUCAUUAAG